Messenger RNA from Seriola aureovittata, 9952 nucleotides. RefSeq names its product ephrin type-B receptor 2-like. NCBI's taxonomy places the organism in Eukaryota, Metazoa, Chordata, Actinopteri, Carangiformes, Carangidae. Gene Ontology annotation, cellular component: neuron projection; plasma membrane. Gene Ontology annotation, biological process: cell surface receptor protein tyrosine kinase signaling pathway; axon guidance; protein phosphorylation. Gene Ontology annotation, molecular function: ATP binding; transmembrane-ephrin receptor activity; protein binding. The record is from RefSeq and is a predicted model, not a curated record.
CCUCAGCAGCAGCAGCAGCUCGUCUGCCUUUAUCCCACCACUGCUGAUGAUGAGGAUGAUGAUGCUCUGCAGCUCUGAAUGAAUCCACAGUCAAUGGCCCGCUGCUGGACGGCUGCGCAAUGAACGCAUCGGCGUUUUACGGAGGGAUAGCGGGGAUGAUUAUGAAUUUCUUGUGUUUUCUGUGGAUACUGCCGGCGGUGUGGGCUGUGGAAGAAGUACUAAUGGACUCAACAACAGCAACUGCAGAACUGGGCUGGACCAUCUACCCAUCACAGGGGUGGGAAGAAGUCAGCGGCUAUGAUGAACACAUGAACACCAUACGAACAUACCAGGUGUGCAAUGUCUUUGAUAGCAGCCAGAACAACUGGGUACGCACCAAAUACAUCCGCCGCCGUGGUGCUCAGCGCAUCCACGUCCAGAUGAAGUUCUCAGUGCGUGACUGCAGUUCUAUACCCAAUGUCCCUGGCUCCUGCAAGGAGACCUUCAACCUGUACUACUAUGAGUCAGACUCAGACAUGGCUACUAAAUCAUCCCCAUCCUGGAUGGAGAACCCCUGGGUGAAAGUGGACACUAUAGCAGCUGAUGAAAGCUUCUCUCAGGUUGAUCUUGGUGGACGCAUCAUGAAGAUUAACAGUGAAGUCCGGAGUUUUGGACCUGUUUCGCGCAAUGGCUUCUACCUCGCUUUCCAGGAUUACGGUGCCUGCAUGUCACUCAUUGCUGUCAGAGUCUUCUACAGAAAAUGUCCCAGAGUGAUCCAAAAUGGUGCCGUCUUCCCUGAGACUCUGUCUGGAGCAGAGAGCACCUCACUGGUGGCUGCCAGAGGGGUGUGUGUUCCCAAUGGGGAGGAGGUGGAUGUACCCAUUAAGCUGUACUGUAAUGGGGAUGGGGAAUGGAUGGUACCCAUCGGGCGUUGCAUGUGCAAAGCUGGCUAUGAAGUGGUGGACAACGGUACACUCUGCAGAGCUUGUGCAUCAGGCUUCUUUAAGGCUGCACAGGGAGACCACAAAUGUCUGCAGUGCCCCAUUAACAGCCGAACCACAAGUGUUGGAGCAACAAAUUGUGUCUGUCGCAACAGCUACUACCGCACUGACUCUGACCCUCUACAGAUGCCCUGCACCACUGUUCCAUCAGCUCCACAAAAUGUCAUCUCCAUAGUGAAUGAAACCUCUCUGAGGCUGGAUUGGAGCCCACCACAGGAGAGCGGUGGCCGAGAAGACGUUGUCUACAACAUCAUAUGUAAGAGCUGUGGCAGUGGGCGGGGUGGCUGCACCCGCUGUGGAGACAAUGUGCAGUUUGUCCCUCGUCAGCUGGGACUGACUGACACCCACGUCCACAUCAGUGACCUCCUGGCUCACACCCAGUACACAUUUGAAAUACAAGCUGUCAAUGGAGUAUCUGACCAGAGUCCUUAUUCACCACAGUACACCUCUGUCAACAUCACCACCAACCAGGCUGCACCAUCAGCAGUGUCCAUCAUCCACCAGGUCAGUAGAACCCCUAACAGCAUCACACUGUCCUGGUCCCAGCCUGAUCAGCCCAAUGGAGUUAUCCUGGACUAUGAGCUGCAGUACUAUGAGAAGAACCAGGCCGAGUGGAACUCAUCUCUAACACGGAGUCAGACCAACACUGCAGUCAUACGAAGCUUGAAACCUGGAACGAUCUAUGCCUUUCAGGUUCGGGCUCGGACUGUUGCUGGAUUUGGACGCUUUAGUGGCAAAAUGUACUUCCAGACCAUGACUGAGGAAGAAUAUAACUCCAGUAUCCAGGAGAAACUCCCCCUCAUCAUUGGUUCUGCUGCUGCAGGGGUAGUCUUCAUCAUUGCCAUCACUGUCUUCAUAGUUGUCUGCCGCAGGAGAAGUUCAGAUAGACCAGAAUCAGAGUACACAGACAAACUCCAACAUUACACCAGUGGUCACAUGUCACCAGGAAUGAAGAUCUACAUUGACCCCUUCACUUAUGAAGACCCCAAUGAAGCAGUCAGAGAGUUUGCGAAGGAGAUCGACAUUUCCUGUGUCAAGAUUGAACAAGUGAUUGGUGCAGGUGAGUUUGGGGAGGUAUGCAGUGGAAACCUCCGUCAACCUGGGAAGAGAGAGAUCCUCGUGGCUAUUAAGACACUGAAAGCAGGCUACACUGAACGCCAGAGGCGGGACUUCCUAAGUGAGGCAUCAAUCAUGGGCCAAUUCGACCAUCCAAACAUCAUCCAUCUGGAGGGCGUGGUGACCAAAAGCAGCCCUGUGAUGAUCAUUACUGAGUUCAUGGAGAACGGCUCCCUCGACUCCUUCCUCAGGCAAAAUGAUGGGCAGUUCACAGUGAUCCAGCUGGUGGGAAUGCUGCGAGGUAUAGCAGCUGGAAUGAAGUACCUGUGUGACAUGAACUACGUCCAUCGAGACCUGGCAGCUAGGAACAUCCUGGUCAACAGCAUGGUGUGCAAGGUGUCUGACUUCGGCCUGUCGCGCUUCCUUGAGGAUGAUACUUCAGACCCCACCUACACGAGUGCACUGGGAGGAAAGAUUCCCAUCCGGUGGACGGCUCCAGAGGCCAUCCAGUACAGGAAGUUCACCUCCUCCAGUGAUUGCUGGAGCUAUGGCAUUGUCAUGUGGGAGGUGAUGUCAUAUGGAGAGAGGCCGUACUGGGACAUGAGCAAUCAAGAUGUCAUCAAUGCCAUAGAGCAGGACUACAGGUUACCACCCCCUAUGGAUUGUCCUAGUGCAUUGCAUCAGCUGAUGCUGGAUUGCUGGCAAAAAGACCGGAACAACCGGCCCAAAUUCAGCCAGAUUGUCAGCACUUUAGACAAGAUGAUCCGCAACCCUAACAGCCUCAAGGCCAUGACACCACUGUCAUCAAGUGUUCACCUACCUCUGCUUGAUCGCAGCACUCCAGACUUCUCCUCUUUCAGUACAGUGGAUGAGUGGCUGGAUGCCAUUAAGAUGGGCCAGUACAAGGAGAGCUUUGCCAACGAAGGCUUCACCAGCUUUGAUGUGGUGUCCCAAAUGACCAUGGAGGACAUCCUCAGAGUGGGAGUGACAUUAGCCGGCCACCAGAAAAAAAUCCUCAACAGCAUCCAAUCCAUGAGGGCCCAGAUGAACCAGAUCACUUCAGUGGAAGUGUGAUUUCACAGACCAGGAACACACAGGCUCUGAUUACUGCAGGAAACCCAGCAGCCACCAACCCUGCAUUCUCCUGGAACCUCUGAGGAAAAGCUGAUGACCUGCACACAGACUGACUUCAAUCCAACCUCAGCUCACUGUCCCACCCUCCCUCCAAAUUCUUUCCAGAAGGUUCCAUCAGUCUGCAGCACAGCACAGAUGUUUGGUGUUUUCUUGUAGCUGUUUCAUGUCCAGGUAACAGUUAUGCUUGUGGGUUUGAUGUUGUAUUUUACAGUCAUCUAGACCCAGUCUUCAAACUGUUCAGUCCAUGUCUAUUUAAUGAGACACCUUGUUAUUUUAAUUAAUUUUAUUAAAUGGUAACACAGCACAGUUGGCUUCACUGCCACCAAGUUGAAACAUUCAGUAAGAAAUCAAGUUUCCAAACUUGCUCUCACACUUAGAUGCACAAGACUCACUAUUGAAAAUGAAUAAGAGUGAAUGAAAGUAGUGGUAGAAUUCUAUUAAAAGCCCGCAGCAAAAUACAUGACAUUAUUAGCUGGCAGCACCCAUUGUUUUCAGUGAAGCAUGUGAAGCACUGACACGGCUGACUAUUGCUCUGUUACACAGUGAUAAUGGUCUUCUAGUUUUUCACUGUGAGGAAACAGGCACAGCUGGUGCCCUGGCUGUUUUAAUUAGUUAUAGUUUAAACAACUUAAAACAACCUAACUUACCUACCUUACCUUAACCUAAGAAGUGAUAGUUCAGGUCAUAUGAUGUGGGGUUGUUUGAGGUACUCAUGCAUAGUCUUCAGAUUCAGAUCAGCAUCCUCUCAGUUUUAGAGAAGUAGCAGGGAGCUGAGUGAUGUUCUGCUGUGGACGGGCUCAGCAGACAAAAUCUGUUUUAUCCACUUAAAAAAUACCUACGGAAAAAAGCCAAUAUCUGUCUAAGUGUUUGUUAUUUUUGGAAUAUUUUCACUGCUUUAGCUGCCGUCAAACAACACUUUGGGAUGACAUAUUCUCAACCGCUGAACUACUGUAUUCCUACACACAAGCUCACUGUGGUUUCACUGUCCUAUUUACUGUGGAGUAGAGAGUUACUGUAAAGUCUGGCUCAUGGGCUUAAAGUAAUAUAUUUCAUGUUUUUUGGGAGUAAUAAGUGUCAAGGUGAAAACACAGUCAUCAUAUUGUACAUAUCAUUGCUUGAUUUUGGCAUACACUGCCCCAAAAAAGCUGACUGAUGUUGAUUACAGUUAUUACAACUCCCCAACUAAUGUGCAAUCUUUAUUAGUUUAUAUGCUACUUGAUUUUAAGAAACUAUAACUGUAAACUAUAAUAGUACCCCAACUUUCUUGCUCAGUUGUUGCUGUUUUAAAACACAAUACAGAUUGCAUUGCAAUCACCAAAGAAAAAAUAUGUCAGUUUUCUGUAUCUCACCUAAUGCCCAAACUGGAGGACAGAUUUGUGUCUGUUGAAUCACUCACUGCACAUUUAUUACACUCAACAACAAAGCAUAGCCUUUAGCAUUUAGCAAAAUUUCUGUGUUCCUCUUUUUAAUUGGGACUACCACCACAAACUAAACUAGACAAUUUGUCAGUAUGAGAUCUGUAACUCCUCAUUAUGAGAAGACAAAUUUCUUAUUUUUUGUAAAAAUUCAAUAUUUUCUUAUAAUUAUGUCAUACAGGUAUCACAAUCAAGAAAAAUGUAUGUUAUAUGUUGUUGUAGUCCCAUUAAUGAAGAGGGGGCACACACAGGGUACUGAACUUGCAGUCAGUGGUUCAAACAUAUCCAUCUGUCCCGCUGGAUAUGAAAUAAUGUCCAUAAAGAGCUUUAAGUUGUGCUAAGACUAAAAUUGGGAUUUUGUUGCUGUUAUGCAAUUUAAAAAGCAACUCCAAAAUAUUGCUACCAGCACAGCUGGUUGUGAUCAGGUGCAGUCUGCUGUAUUCAUGACCACAUUCAUCUGCGAUGUAUCAUUGCACAGAUGUAUCAUACAGUCAGCAGUGUUUUCCUGCACAGAGUCUGACCCUGUAGCAACCACUAGUUGCUGGCACUAGCAGAAUUUUGGCCAGUGUUCAGUUACUCCAAACAAAAGCUGGUAGUGGAACUUUACGGUGUUACCAUGUUACCUUCUGUUUGUAUGUCAUUUUAUGGUUGGGUUACAGAACAUGAGCCCAAGGUAUAUACAUGUGAAGGUGUUAUACAAGAUUCACUUUCCAAGAGCCUCAACAUACAUUCACUUUUGGGGGUUGGGUGGGGGGGUCAUAAUUUUGUUUUUGUUUGGUUGUUUUUCUUGUGAGGACAGUGUGACAUCUCAAGAAAGAAGGCAUCAUGACCAAAAUCAAAAUGAGUGUUUAUCCUCUCAGGUUUUUUUGGGGGAAAUACAGGUCAUGUGCUCCAUCUUGACACCAUAAAGUAUGAACCCUCUGACUAUGCUCUGAUUAUCUGUCCAAGUGCAUAUUCCCUUUAUGGUUUAAGAUGGUCCAGCUGAGUUUCAGAAACCACUUUGGGUGGAAAACAUGAUUUUUAAACUUCACAGGAACAGUAGACUCUCAGAACUCUAUUUUGUUUUUGUUUUUUUUUAAAUGUGAAUUUUGAUAAAACUGUGUUUUUUAUAAAUGUUAGAAGAAUAAUUUAUACUUCACAGUACAGAAAAGUGAAUUCUCACCUUGUGAUGUCUAAGUCUUUUUUUUUUUGGUAUUAGGGCAUUUGGCAAAUUAAACCUCUUCCUUCAACUGUACCAGCACAAGGCACAGCUUUAUCCAUUCACUGUUAAUGUAUUGUAUAUACAUGAGUCCUUAAUGACCUCAAACCCUUUUAGCUUGGUCUUGUUUGUAAAUGGUUAGGGUGUCCUCAAUUCAUAUAAGGUCAUCCUUAUUUUGUGAUAGCCUCCAAUAGCACCCCAAAGGUCUUCCCAGCUAACAGGUUAAAUAGUCAGGAAUGUCAGUUCUUCUUUAUGGUCUGCUCACGAAAUCACAGUUAAACAAAAACAAAAACCAAAAACAAAAAGAACAUGUAGUGCAGGUUUGAACUUUCAUUGUUGCUGAUUUUAUGUUUUACUCACACUGGCUGGAUAGCCCUGCACUUUACCUCCGUCUUAUUUUUACAUGUAAGUGAACACUGAGGUCAUAAGCUGGAGUUUGAAGAAAUUAACUUGUACAAUCUGUUCUGGUGCAUGCUUGAACAUAUUCUAUAUGUUUCAUGAACUGUACAAGACUAGCUCAUCUCAAAAGCACAUUAGACACUACACACACAGGGAGUGUGCAUGUGCGUGUGCUGGUGUCGUUUUGCAAUUUUCAUGGCUGCAGUCUAAAACAUGCUUCACAGCUCUCAUUUGAAGCUUUUCCAACAACUGAUUUUUUUUCACAUUCUCCUUUUAUCUUUGAUAUUUAAUAAAUGUUGUUCAGUCAGAUUUUCAAUACCAGUCUGCACUAUUUUAUCGUACGUGUGUGUGCAUAUGUGUGCAUUAUUGUAAUAAUUCUCCUAUAUGUUUUACAGACACACAGACAGUGCACUGUACUACACAUGUGCAUGGUAUGCACAUUUCAGUGUUUUGGCACAUUGGGCCCUGGCAACACAUCCAGGCUGUCUGUUAAAACCACACCGAGACUCUUCAGAGAAAAACAAUAUGGUUCCAGUACGUUUUCUUUUUAAUUAUUCAAAAGCCUAUCUCACAAAUGUGAGCAUAGGCCAGGAUGAUAAUAUUUGUGCUCUUCUUAAUAAAUGAAACAGAAACAUUUCUAGAAACACCCUUCAUCUUAAACAUUCUCUUAAUGUGUAAGAGCAAUGAGGUUUCCUGGAGUAAUGUGAUUGGGGACCUCAGUGGAUAGUUGUUGCAUGUGAUCAUUAUUUUUCUGAAUGCCUACAAUCAACUGGCCUAAAAUAACAUCACAAAAAGUAAGAUUUAAUUAUAAAAUUACAAAUUCAUUUUUGAGCAAUCAAGGAACUUGAGUGAAUAUGUGUGAAUAUAAGUUGUUUUAUCAGGAAAAUUUUCACAUAAAAUGACUGGAUUAUUCUGUAAAUCUAUAUUAACUAUUUUGCAGCGAGAUGUGAAAUACUGAAAUGAGAUACUGAAAGAUAUAUUUACUCCUAACAGUGAUAUAUUUAUUACACUUGAUAUCAUUUCUUUUUUAUUAUUAAAUAAUGUGAGUUUAGAGCUGAAGUAUGGAUUCAGUUGUCUUACCUCUUUAUGCGGGGUUAUACACAAACAGAGGAUAGAAAUUGCCUCACCUGAAUAUGAAAGAGUUUAACUGUGAACAUUCAGUUUUGUAAAUGUUUGUGUGUGUGUGUGUGUGUGCCGUGCUCCAUAUGACUCAUGUUUGAACUGCAAUAUACCAGCUUCUUAGCAUUCACAUAGAGCUGAAAUGUCCUGGUUCUGAUGCUACAUUUCCUUUUCAUGUUCCCAGUGUUGAAAAUGUUUAAAUUCUACAAAUGCACAAAGAAAAGUUUGUUUGUUUUUGUUUUUUUCUGGGAAUGAGAAAUAGAACAAAAGGCCAUUAUGUUGUAUCUAUGUUUGAGUACAGAGCAGGAAUUAGAGCCUAACUUAGUGUAAAGACCGGAAUGAGGGGAAAACAUCUAACAGAUAACUGCUUGUGUCAAAGUUCCAAAACACAUCAAAACCUCUUUAGCUCACUAAUCAACACAUGGUAUACAGUAUCAUUUGUUUAUGAAAACAAAAAAAUAAGUAUUAACUGAACCUAUUUAGUCUGAGAUCAUGUGGCCUUACACAUUUAAGGUCAUUUAGAAACCAUCUACAUUAUAUAGGGACAUAUUUAUUUGUAAAAACAAAUAUUUGCCAAUAUACCCAUAUAAGACAUUUGAACUUAUUUCAAAAUAGUAUUGAUCCUAAAACUCUAGUAUCUGUAGUACCAACAGUGCAUUUGUGUCUGUGUGGAUUAAGCUAACAAUGCAAUAUGUAUGAGCUUUCAGGUGUUGAGUGGAUUUUGAUCAGUAGUGGGGUAUUGAAGUUAUUUUUACCUUGUGUUUGUGUUGCCAUGGCAAAAUGUGGUCCUGGAGACACCUACCGUGGCAGAAACUACCAGAAGGGAGCCCCCCAUUGCUGACCAACUUUAUGCCACUUGCUGAUCACUGUAUGGCAGUUUCAAUCAUUCCCGUCCAAGACUUUAGGUAAACUGGAGACCAUGUUCUCAUGGAUCACAGCAGCCGCAACACUCGUCAACAUAUUGAUGGUCUGACCCAUGAAUACGCAGUAAUUAUUACUACAUUAUUACCUGCUGCAACAGCAUGGCUGGUAUUGUUUUCACCUAGUGUGUGUAUGUGUGUCAUCAUGACAAAAUAUGGUUCUGGGGACAUCGACUGUAGCGGGAACCAUUAGAGGUCAUUUUCAGUACAAUAGCAUCAAAACUGUGCAUGAUGCAGUCAUUAAACUUUACACCUGUGGAGUUGAGAUCAAAAUGAAGGCAGAGUCUGAUGCUGCGUGUGGUCUAACCCAUGAGUACUCAUGUAAUAAUGUCAACAUGUUGACAGGCUGGUGGGAUCCCAUCACAGAUGGUCCCUCAAGAUUGAUAUCCAUCUUCUUACCUCACUCUAUGAACUCUAUCAACUCCGACUUGAUGAUAUUUCAUACACCCAGAAAAAACUGGAACUAGAGACUACUGUACCAAAAUACAAAUUUGCUAGGAGGCCUCACUGUAAGCCUUACUAAAGGAGUAAUGAAGUAAAAAUGUACAAUUGAUGUAUGAAUCCAAUCAAAUGUUAAAUGAACAAGCCAAAGAAAUAAACAAUGUGGGGCUACACUGCACCACUUACUGCACAGAGUUAAAAAAUAAAACAAGGAAAUCAGCACAAAACUUAUGGAGAGUUCAAUUUAAAUCGAAUCAAAACUAUCUACAACACUCAAAGUUGCCUAUUUCACAGCAAACUAAAGUAAAUCAAACCACAUAGUAAACACACAUGGAAGAGGGCUACUCCACCACUCAGUGUGCCCUUUAGCACAGCAAGACACCCUGCAAGAAAAAUAAAACAGAAAAUAACCCAUUCAAUUAACUAAUUAGAAAUGCACUUGGCUCCUCUAGUAGGGUCUUUGUUUAAGAGCUAAAAAACUGAAGACAAAUCAAUGUAUAGAAGGAAACUUCACCAAAAGUAACAUAACAUAUUCAAAGUAAAUAAUAUACCCUGCUUGACUGGAGCACAGUAACUUCCCCCAAUUAGAGAACUGCAGGUGACUGGAAUCUGUAUUUACGAAGAACCAUGUUUAUUCCGCAUUAAAGAGAAUAAAAAACAUUUGCAUACUGUUUGUGCACCUUGUUUCUUGGCUGAUGUGCCUAGGCAAUCACUAAGCUUUUAUCCCUCACCAAAUCACACAUUUAACAAGUACAUAAAAACUCUUUAAUUAGAUGUUAUGAGCUAAAACAAAUAUAUCAUGGUGCCAUAAUUUCACUGUUGGAAUCAUGCUUUUAACCAUGUUGAACAAAGUAACCUACAAUCCAAGCACCAAACAAAGGCUGGCCUUACCUGCUCUCUCAGGUGUGUUUCAGUGCAGGAAGAAAGACCUAGGUGAGUUCCCCAUCCCUUUUUAUAGACUCUGCUCCCUCACCUGGGUCCCAACGCUAGACUCUUGUUUCCUCCCCUCUAAAUCUGUGUAGACAGAUGUUUAAUAUUUGCUGGACUGUUUUGGGAUCAUGACUUUAGAGGGAUCACCCACAGCCAAACUCUUUCUCACACACUCUUUUCUCAGCCCUUACCACUGUGAUCUCAUGUAGACUUCUGUUUUUCUAUUUGUUGUUUUCUGUAUAAAUGUAUAUUUGAUGGUAUACCUGUGAAUUUUAAUUUGUUAUACUGUUAUUGGUUUAUUUUGUAAAAAAAAAGAAGCAAAUGAAAACUAAAUAAAGAAAAGAAAACAUGGCAAACUUU